Parascedosporium putredinis is the source of this 528-nucleotide messenger RNA. Lineage: Eukaryota; Fungi; Ascomycota; Sordariomycetes; Microascales; Microascaceae. The record is from the annotation of a GenBank genome assembly.
AUGGCGUCCACGUCGGCACCCAGCCUGAUUCACUUUGGGCCUUUUGAGGUGACCAAGCAAGUUUUCCUCACGACCUCCCACUCCUUUGCGCUCGUAAACCUCAAGCCCCUGCUCCCCGGUCACGUCCUCGUCUGUCCGCUUCGGAGGCACAAACGCCUCACCGACCUCACAACCCCCGAGAUCACCGACCUCUUCACCACCGUCCAGCUCGUCCAGCGACUGCUAGCGCGGCACUACUUCCAGCCGACGCCCACGGAGACGGGGGCCGUGAUUCCCGCGCCGCCAGAGGAAGGACGUCUCGGCCAAGGACCCUCCGGCGACGGGGAUGCCCUCUACGAAAGGAUGGCGACGGAGGAGGGCAACGUAGGGGGCGCCCACUGGGAUAGGGUAGAGCUGGAGGCCAAGCGGCCCGUAGGCGGAGGGGCUUUUGCCAGGAUCGAGGAUGCGCUGAGGCAGUCUCGAUCGCUGGAGGACAUGAUACGGGAGGUAGAGGUGUACAAGAAGGUGCUCAAGGAUAUGGGCGCGUAA